This is a messenger RNA of Anneissia japonica, 1068 nucleotides long. Its product is annotated as tripartite motif-containing protein 45-like. Lineage: Eukaryota; Metazoa; Echinodermata; Crinoidea; Comatulida; Comatulidae. Gene Ontology annotation, biological process: positive regulation of DNA-templated transcription. The coding region runs from base 399 to 1040 and encodes 213 amino acids. Gene Ontology annotation, molecular function: zinc ion binding; ubiquitin-protein transferase activity. Gene Ontology annotation, cellular component: chromatin; nucleoplasm. The record is from RefSeq and is a predicted model, not a curated record. The transcript has 2 exons.
UGUUAUGAAAGACAAUUUUCACGAAAAAAUUCAGAUACACUACAAUGACAAACACAUCUGCAUAUUGAAGAACGUAAGAUUAAAUUCAAAAAUAAAAACUCCUGUAUAAGGCAGUAGACACAUGCUCCCUCUGGGAGCCUAUUUUUUUAACUGCAACCUGAAUAUAAGUUUGACUUGGAUUGAUAUCAGCUAGAACAAUGAAUACGCUACAGUAUCUUAACUUUACAGCAGUUCUAAGUCACUGCAUGACUGAUUUCAUCAUCUCAUGCUUGAUUGCACUCACAAAGAAACCAGCCUAUAAGGUCACAUGACUAACCUGGAAAAACCCAUUUCUAUUUUCGCAGACACUUCAUGCACACCCAAAACUUAACAGAGAAUUUUAAGGAUAUCAAUUCAAGAUGGCUACCAGUAAGUUGAAUCAGUUUCUGGAACAUGUUGAUGAGAAGGUCUUAGAGUGUACCAUCUGCUUUAAGAGACUUCAAAAUCCAAAAUCCCUCAACUGCCUUCAUAGUUUCUGUUUGGCAUCAAUGAGCCCCUCUCAGAUGACUUUGUUACAUCCACCUCUGUGUUCACAUCACAGUAAACCUUUGGAGUUAUACUGCACAGAUUGUAAAACUCCAAUCUGUGUGAAUUGUAUACUUAUGGACCACAAUGCAUGGGAUGGAAAACACAAACCAAUCAACAUUUCAGACGCAUUCCAAACAUUUAAAGAAACUUCAGCCACCUUAGAAAAAUCUGCACAACGCUUCAUAAACAAAUUAGAAGGUGGUCUCAAAGCUGUUAUCCACAAUGCUACAAAAUUACAACAAAAUAAAGACACAUGUUUAAUAGAUAUAGACAACCAUGUAGAAGAAAUAUUUAAAAAAGUAAAAGAGAAUAGAGACAAAAUGAAAAAUGAAGUAGAGACAAUCUACAAAAGAAAAAAGAAGGUAAAUGAUGUACAAAUUGAUGAAUUUAAAGCAAUAUUAUCCGAUAUAAAAACAAAACUGUCUUUUCUUAAUCAAUUAUUGAAGAGUGAUGAAGGCACUGCAAUGCAGUGAAAUAGUAAUUACAGCACUCAGGGACAGA